Messenger RNA from Etheostoma spectabile (orangethroat darter), 1208 nucleotides. RefSeq names its product actin-fragmin kinase. Gene Ontology annotation, cellular component: Golgi apparatus; cytoplasm. Lineage: Eukaryota; Metazoa; Chordata; Actinopteri; Perciformes; Percidae. The transcript is spliced from 8 exons. Gene Ontology annotation, molecular function: chromatin binding; protein binding. The coding region runs from base 268 to 885 and encodes 205 amino acids. The record is from RefSeq and is a predicted model, not a curated record.
UUCGUUUUUUGUUGUGGUAACGUUCCCUGAACGUUUGUUUUGGUUGUCUGUUGGUUAAUUGGAAGGUAUUCUUAACGUUGUGUUGAUUUGAAUGGGAAUGACCGGUCUACUGUCGUUUAUCGUAUGGAAACAAGUUAUUCACAGGACUUUCCAAUUAAGAGCUCAAAUUUACUGACGACCCUGAAUGCAGCACACGCCCGUUUACAGAGAGAGAGACAACAAUCCGACGAAGAGAAGCAUAUCAAAAUGGUCCAGUGAGAGCAGCUGAUGCAAGCUAUGAGUCACAGUAGUCCUUGCCUGUGGACUCGGCUCCUCCAGGACAGCCAGGCCCCAUGUGACCGCUACAAGCAUGCCUGCUGCAGCUACGGUGGACAUGUCUACAUCCUGGGAGGGAGAGACAGCAGCACUUUGAGGGACUUCUGGAGGUACAGCGUGGUUUGUGACGAGUGGACAGAGUUAAACUGCACCAGUGAUGCUGCACCAGAAGAACUAGAAGGACAUUCUAUGGUGGCUCAUGAGGGCUUCCUGUACGUGUUUGGAGGCAUGCUGGAUUCUGCGUACAACGAGCAGAGAUGCCCCCUCUGGGUAUUUGACAUCGCGAAGCAGAAGUGGGUGCCCUGCCAGGGAAAGACCAGCUCCCCCCAGAGCCGAAUGCCAACCAACAGAAAGGGACACAGUGCUGUGCUGCUCGGGUCUGCCAUGCUGCUGUAUGGAGGGUUAUUGGACAUCAAAGGAUCCUCGCAGGACUUUUGGAGUUUGGAUUUUGAUUCCAUGGCUUGGUCUCUGCUGAAUGGCUCCCAGCAGCAGGGCCCUUUGGGCCCGGCCCCAGACACAGCCACUCAGCCGUGGGCAGCCACGGCUGCAUGUACCUAUUCGGGGGCCUGAAAGGCUUGCAGGAGCAGAGGGACUUCUGGAAGUGGAGCUCCACCAGCAACACGUGGAGUUCCCUCAAAAACAAGGCCGGCCCCUCCAGACUGAUGGGCCACUCGGCCGUGGCCUACCAGGACAGCAUGCUUCUUUAUGGGGGAUGUGAGAGCCAGAACUCUCCUAAGCACUGCCUGUGGAGGUACCACUUCAGCACUCAGACCUGGGGGCAGGUUGCCACGCUCCCCGGCUCCAACCCCCCAGGGAAGAUCCACCACUGCUGCGUUGGGCUGGGUCCCAGCUACAAGUCCAAGACCAGCAGCGGCCCCUGCUCCGGCUCAGCA